CAACCCCACCGUGCCGCGCGAGGAGAAGACGGCGCUCAUCGACGAGAUCGCCAAGUCGUCGGAGCUGCAGCCGCACACCGUCAACUUCCUCAACGUGGUCAUCGACAACACCCGCGCCAGCCUGAUGCCGCAGAUCGUGCGCGAGUUCGAGACCGCCUACAACGCGCUCACCGGCACCGAGGAGGCCGUCGUCACCUCCGUGGUGCAGCUCGAGUCGCAGGACCUCGCGCAGAUCGCCACGCACGUGCAGAACAUCACCGGCGCCGCCAACGUCCGGAUCAAGACCCGCCUUGACCCGGAGCUCAUCGCCGGAUUCACCGUGCAGUACGGCCGCGACAGCUCCAACUUCAUCGACAUGAGCGUCCGCAAGCAGAUCGCGGAGAUCACCUCCGAGUUCGAGAUGCCCUCCGUCAACCUCGAAGUCUGAUGCUUAGUAAUUGAUGUGACAAGGAUUUGCAACACCCAGUAAGGGCGUUGAUCUUCUUCAGACCUGGAGAUGCGACGGAGGGAUUAAGGCAUUCUUUUCUGCAAAAUAUAGUAAUGACAUAAAUCAUUUUUUCGGCAGGAGCCAGCCACUGUAAUUUUCUUUUUUGCCUUUGUGCUGUUGAGAUCUUGUAAAAUAAUAUGCUCCAAAAUACUCAACUAUAGCAGAGUUUGCUCCUCCAUCUUCAGGCGACAAAGUUAACAGCAUGUAAUGUAUAGCUAUGUAUCCGACCGAUCAAGUUGUGUGCAGACGUGUAUAGCAUGUGGCAUUGCUAUCAACUGGCAACCAAGAUCAUGUUGCAUUCUGAA
Triticum urartu is the source of this 792-nucleotide messenger RNA. RefSeq names its product ATP synthase delta chain, chloroplastic. Gene Ontology annotation, biological process: proton motive force-driven ATP synthesis. The record is from RefSeq and is a predicted model, not a curated record. Gene Ontology annotation, molecular function: proton-transporting ATP synthase activity, rotational mechanism. Gene Ontology annotation, cellular component: membrane. Lineage: Eukaryota; Viridiplantae; Streptophyta; Magnoliopsida; Poales; Poaceae.